Messenger RNA from Nothoprocta perdicaria, 506 nucleotides. It is a transcript of the gene KRTCAP2, whose product is annotated as keratinocyte associated protein 2. Bases 32 to 442 code for a protein of 136 amino acids. The record is from RefSeq and is a predicted model, not a curated record. The transcript has 5 exons. NCBI's taxonomy places the organism in Eukaryota, Metazoa, Chordata, Aves, Tinamiformes, Tinamidae.
GGCUCGGGCCGGGGGGACCGCGCGGGGCAUCAUGGCCGUGGGCACGGGCACGUCGCUGGCGCUCUCCUCGCUGCUCUCGCUGCUGCUCUUCGCCGGCAUGCAGAUGUACAGCCGGCAGCUCGCCUCCACCGAGUGGCUCACCAUCCAGGGCGGCCUGCUGGGCUCCGCGCUCUUCAUCUUCUCCCUCACCGCCUUCAACAACCUGGAGAACUUGGUCUUCGGGAAAGGAUUCCAGGCCAAGAUAUUCCCGGAGAUUCUCACCUGCCUCUUACUGGCCCUCUUCGCCUCUGGCCUCAUCCACCGAGUCUGCGUGACCACCUGCCUCAUCUUCUCCAUGGUUGGUCUCUACUACAUCAACAAGAUCUCCUCAACGCUCUACCAGUCCGCGGCGCCGCUCGCCGCCCCCGCCAAGGCUGUUGGCAAAGGCAGGAAGAGGAAUUGAGGUCCCGUGGCCCCUGCGCGGGGGCCGGGGGGGCUCUGCGCCCACCAAUAAAGCGAUCCCUUUG